AUGAAUCGGCUUUUGAAGAUGAAAUCAAUCUCUACAAUUUGUCUCUUUGUCGUUCUCCCAAUCGUCUCCACUCAAUCAAACACCACAGCAGCUCCCGAUUGUCAAGGAUGUCAAGCCUAUCAAUGUCUCGACGAUUCCAUCGCUCACUGUGGCCCGACUGGAUAUCCGAUCGCUUUUGGACUGUUCUAUUGUAAAAGAUUCGAUCAGUAUUACGACGAGUUCAACAGUGCUGGAAAAGCUUUUGCCGAUUGUGUGAAGCCAGCGUUGCUCGAUUUUGUCCAAAGUUAUCUCAAUAAUGUGAAUGGUCCAGUGAACUGCAAUGACUUGGAGAAUAAAGCUUUGGACAGUCAUGUUCCGAUCUUUUUGGGAUGCAACUUUUGCAAUGUUUGGCUCUCGAAUUUACCCACUUUCACGAAAAUCCUCUAUACCGCUUUAAAUCAAGACCGAUGUUGGCUUGGAGCACAACGAAGUUCAGCUGAUAAACCAUGGAGUUGGUCAGAUGGGACUACAAUGGAUUAUCAACGUUUUGGAACACCAGACGAGAAAGGUAAUUGUGCUUUUCUUGAUUCUCGAGAUUUAUUGUGGAAAGAAGGAGAUUGCACAUCGAAAUUCUUCUUUUUCUGCUCUACUCAACCACUUUCUCCAAUAACAACACAAAAGCCAUUGAUCUGCCAGCCAUCUGAACUCCAACCUCUCUACAAUUGUCGACAGGGUUUAUGUUGCAAAGCUGGCUGUCAUCAAUCUUCACAUGAUGGUCACUUUUAUGCACUUUAUCUGACAGGAGGCCAUCGGCUAGAGGAUAACGGAGAACUGAUUUGGACUGAUGGAACAACAAACGACUUUCAAAUGAAACAAUGUUCAAAUGAUACGAGGCUUAAUUCGACAAUUAUGAUUGUCGCCUUUUCUUGUAAUCCGGGAAAUGAUUGCGGUUUCCCAGGUAUUUGGUGGAUCUAUCGACUCAUCCCCACCGACAUUAUACCGUAUUUUGUAUGCAAGAAAAAG
Messenger RNA from Mesorhabditis belari, 1002 nucleotides. NCBI's taxonomy places the organism in Eukaryota, Metazoa, Nematoda, Chromadorea, Rhabditida, Rhabditidae. The record is from the annotation of a GenBank genome assembly.